Messenger RNA from Penicillium cataractarum, 1086 nucleotides. RefSeq lists its product as uncharacterized. The coding region runs from base 1 to 1086 and encodes 361 amino acids. NCBI's taxonomy places the organism in Eukaryota, Fungi, Ascomycota, Eurotiomycetes, Eurotiales, Aspergillaceae. Gene Ontology annotation, molecular function: hydrolase activity, acting on carbon-nitrogen (but not peptide) bonds, in linear amides. The transcript has a single exon. The record is from RefSeq and is a predicted model, not a curated record.
AUGAGUACUACGGAAGCCCCAUCACCUCGGCCGGUUGUGGUUGCAGCUUGCCAAUUAGGUCCUGUGCACCUUGCAGACUCCCGACAGGAUGUUCUCAACCGAAUGUGCAAGCUUUUGGACCAAGCCGCGAGAGAGAAUGUGAAGCUGGCCGUCUUCCCCGAGUUGGCCUUUACCACCUUCUUCCCUAGAUAUCUGAUCGAGGGGGAAGACCUGGAUCAAUACUUUGACAUCGAAGAUCCAAGCAAAGGUGGUAUCGAGCAAUCUCCCAAUAUAAAACCACUAUUUGAUCACGCAUAUUCCCUCGGUAUUGACGUCUACGUGGGCUACGCGGAAAGAAGUAUCCAAGAAGACGGCUCUCACAUCGACUACAACUCUAGCGCGUACUAUUCUGCACACGCAAACAAGAUUGUCGGGAAAUACCGCAAAGUACAUUUACCAGGAUCAGUUGAGCCAAAAACCGAGCCAGGUGCAUUCCAGCAGCUAGAAAAGCGCUAUUUUCAUCCUGGCAACCUGGGGUUUCCCGCGUUCAGGGCUCCUGGACUUGUCCCUGGCGCCGUUAAGAAAUCAGAUGCCAGCGCCAGCCCAGCAGAGAACAACGGAAAGGGAGACCCGAUUAUUGGCAUGCUGAUAUGCAAUGACCGACGAUGGGCCGAGGCAUGGCGUGUAUACGGCCUUCAAGGAAUUGAAAUUAUGUGCUGUGGGUAUAACACCACUGCCUUUCAAACGACAGCUAGCGGCCACAUGGUGGAUAUGAGCCCGGAUGCGGCCGAGGAUCUUGUUCUGCUUCAUCAUAAGCUUUCAUGCCAAGGAAAUAGUUACAUGAACGCCUGCUUCAGUAUCAACGUUGCCAAGACAGGCGCCGAAGAUGGAAAUCCGUUGGUUGGUGGAACUAUCAUUGUUCAUCCGCUUGGCCAUAUCAUCAAGGAAGCAAAGACCAAAGAAGAUGAACUGGUGGUUGCAUCUAUUGAUUUGUCGGACUGCUAUCGCCUUAAGAACACGGUUUUUGCAUUUGAGAAACAUCGACGAACCGAGCACUAUCAUCCCAUUGUGGAACAGACUGGGGCGAUUGAGCCAGAGUUGCUUUGA